Messenger RNA from Notodromas monacha, 442 nucleotides. Lineage: Eukaryota; Metazoa; Arthropoda; Ostracoda; Podocopida; Cyprididae. The record is from the annotation of a GenBank genome assembly.
AUGGGCAGUUCAGUCCUGUCUGUCAGUUUUCUACAGCAGCUGUAUAAGACCCUGGGAAGGUUGCUCGGGUCCUUCGGGGUUCCAAAAAGCACAGAUGCAGAACCUAUGCUCAGCAGGAGUAUUCCCCAUACCACGCAAGUCUCGGAAGAGCGGCAAUCGAUGUCGUGUGCAUGCAUCCGCGACUCCGAAGUUGUAGAAACUGUAGAUGAAAUCAACCCGUAUUACAGCACCACCUUAUCGGAAGUUGCAAACGUUCAACAAUACAGUUCUGUUGGGUAUCAGUCGACGCGGUCCACCUUUCAUUGCCACCUGAUCGCAAAAGUUCAAGAAGAGCUCCCUGAAUGCUCUCGGCCGGCCGCGUUCCCACCGAACCUGUGAGGGAUUACGAGCCUCCUGCUUGGGAAAGCCAUUCCCUCCCCCGUCUCCCUGGAUGCCUCGCCGU